This is a messenger RNA of Lolium perenne, 1413 nucleotides long. The record is from RefSeq and is a predicted model, not a curated record. Lineage: Eukaryota; Viridiplantae; Streptophyta; Magnoliopsida; Poales; Poaceae.
UCACGCUAGCUUGCUUCCUCGGUUAGGCGCCUCCUCCUCCAUAAAACCCUCCUUUCUCCCAAGCCCAGCCACCCACACCGGCGAGCGCGAGCAAGGCACCGCGAUCUGCGAGCUAGUUACAGGCGACUCGCAGGGAGAGGAAGCGCAUGAUCUAUGGGCAACUCGUGUGCUACUGGUGGCAAUUCUGUUUUGCUAGAAACCCACGAACCGGAUUUCAAAUGGAAGAUUCAUGGCUUCUCAGCUCAUCUCUUGAAGGGAGCUAUAUCAUCCUACUCUUCGUGGUUUGAUUGCUGUGGAUACAAGUGGUACUUGGUAGUGAAUCCAAGCCAUAAAAUAGUAGGUGCUGGAACUCCACAGGUUGCUGUUUGUCUUGGGCUAGUGCGAACCGGUUUGAAGCCAGAUCACUUCAUCAGUGCAGUGUUCGAGUUGUCAAUGUACAACCACUCAAAUGGAACAUAUUGUGGACGCAAAGCCAGCUAUGUAUUCCAUGUCAAGAACUUGCAGUCGGACAGGAAAUGCUUGAUUCCUCUUGCAGAACUGCUCAACUCGUGUGAGUUUCUGGUUGAUGACAGCUGUGUAUUUGGUGUGAAAAUACUGGAUGCAAAGGUCCAUUCUCUUAAAAUGAAGCCUUCUCCUGUUGUGCUUCAAAACAAGCCUAUCACAACUCAGAACCUUUUCCUCCAUAAAGAGGCGUUCAUCGAAGGGACCUACACCUGGAACAUGACUGACUUCCUUGACUUGGCGUUGAAGCCAUCAGUUCUUUCACCUGGGUUCGAAGUAGGCGGGUAUAAAUGGCACAUCAAGAUGUAUCCGCGGGGCAACGAGGUCAGCACCAGAUCAAUGUCCUUGUACUUGUACCUGCAGGAUGAGCUCCCUCGUGAGUCUGGGCCAAUGAUUGAACUCACACUAACCAUCCUGAACCAAAUUUAUGUAGGGGAAUGCUACAACUACAAACUUCAAGGCCGAUUCGUGUUUGCUAGUAUGACUAGCUACGGAUGGUCCAACUUUAUCCCGCACAAAACUCUCAAGAGCAAGUCCGGUGGCUAUCUUGUAGGAUCGAACUGCAUAGUCAAGGCAGAUAUCUCCAUCAUUGGGUUAUCAAGUGAGGCUUCAGCGGGUAUGGCCUGAUGAAGAAGCGAUGCCCUUGCAUCCUACUGAUUGGUAUCUGAGUAUGUUAUGGCAGCAGUACUAAGAACCCCUUUGAUGAACUUGAUUUAUUAGUAAGAAUGAUGUGGUCAUUGCACUGGCAUAGAGAAAACUGGAUUGAUGGUUGGCAUAGUUUGUAGGUAUUGAGAGUGAUGUGUUGUUUCGCAGUACUCCAAUGUCCACGAUCACGUGGAUAAUAUAUGACUCCUGUUGCUAUAACUUUAUAUAUUGGAGACCACUCCGCAAGUUAAUCAUGUGGUUCCUAUA